AUGGAUUUUUACACAGCGUUCUUUUCACUGGCCGGGCUAUAUGUGGCUAUUGUUUUUACUGUUGUAUUUUAUCUUGUAUUCAAUGAGUGGACAAGAUAUCAGGCACGACUGAAAGGUCUCAAGGGCCCUCGUGGAUUCCCCGUGAUUGGUAACCUCUAUCAGGUGCAUAACAUUCCAGCGGCUGAGAAGUACAGACAGUGGGUGAAAGAGUAUGGUGAUGUCUACCAAAUUCAGCUCGGGAAUACCCCGAUUGUGAUUAUUAAUUCUGCCGCUGCGGCUAAGGAUCUACUUCUCGCUCAAACUUCUGCCUUGAAUUCGAGACCUGUUUUUCACGUCUUCCACAAGAUAAUAUCCAAGAGUGUGCUGUCAAUUGGGACUUCGCCAUGGGAUGACAGCUGCAAGAGACGAAGAAAAGCGGCAGCAACCGCUUUGAAUCGUGCCAAGACUGCCGAUUAUCUCCCAAUUGUGAAACUGGAAACUACUGAGUUUAUUAGAGAUCUUUGGAGAGUCGGCAAGAGUGGGCAACUCGCAGUUGAUCCUACACCGAUCACACAUCGGUUGUCAUUGAAUCUCAGUCUCACCUUGAAUUAUGGAUUCAGAGCCGAGUCGGCUAAAGCUCUAGAGACCUCUCCAUUACUGUUGGAGAUAAUGCACAUCGAGACAGAGAUUGGUAAAUUGAGAAGUACCGGAAGUAAUUAUAGCAACUAUAUCCCUGCUUUAAGAGCGUGGGACUAUCUGAAAGAGAGCUUCGGAUCCGGCAAAGGCAAUGCCUACGCGAAGGAAAUUGGAAGAAGACGUCUUGAAUAUAAUAAAGUUUUGCUCGAUAACCUUAAGGAAAAAAUAGAGAAUGGGAAUGACAAGCCGUGUAUCCAAGGCAAUGUCUUGAAAGACCCCGAAGCCAGCAACCUGACUGAGGAGGAGCUACUAAGCAUCAGUCUCAGCAUGAUGGCGGGCGCAGAAACAACAACCCCAACCAUUGGCUGGGGGAUUCUACUACUUUCGCAACGGCCAGAUCUGCAGGAAAAGAUUUAUCAAGCUAUCAGGGACUCUGGUAUUACUGAGCAUGAUCCUUUUAGUUCUGCCGAAGUUCCAUACUUGAAAGCAUUUACAAAAGAGGUCCAUCGAUACUACACGCCUCUGCGACUAGCCUUACCAAAAGCAACCUCCGGCGACGCGGUAUGGGAAGGGCAUUUGAUUCCCAAGAACACAAUGGUCUUCCUUAACUCCUGGAGCUGCAACAGAGAUCCCGCCGUUUUCGAGAACGCCUUUGACUUUAUCCCAGAACGAUGGCUUGAGAAGGAAACGACAGGAAUCUCUCACUACUCUUUCGGCUAUGGAGGUCGAAUGUGCGUCGCCUCUCACGUUGCAAAUAAAGCCGUCUAUAUGGCAUUUUUGCAUUUGGUCCUAACAUAUGAGAUUCUCCCCGAGGAAGAAUCGCUUGCCGACAUCGACCCUAUUCAAGGAAUCGAAGAUGUCAAACAUACAAGAGCAGCACCAAAGAACUCGAAAGUUUACUUUGUGCCCCGAAAUGAGAAGCAUCUGGCGGAGUAUCUCGAGGAGUAA
Messenger RNA from Lachnellula hyalina, 1563 nucleotides. RefSeq names its product 3-hydroxyphenylacetate 6-hydroxylase (gene phacB). The record is from RefSeq and is a predicted model, not a curated record. The transcript is spliced from 7 exons. Gene Ontology annotation, molecular function: oxidoreductase activity, acting on paired donors, with incorporation or reduction of molecular oxygen; heme binding; iron ion binding. The coding region runs from base 1 to 1563 and encodes 520 amino acids. Lineage: Eukaryota; Fungi; Ascomycota; Leotiomycetes; Helotiales; Lachnaceae.